AGGCGAUUAUGGCGAAGCCACCGACAUCCAAGACGGCGGAGCUGGACACGACGCUAUACGCCAUCGGCUUCGAGAUCGACGUCGUCUCCGCAGCUAGGGUCAACGGCCGGCUCACCGUCACCGAGAGCUGCUGCCAGCCGUUCAAGGUGCUCCACGGCGGCAUAUCGGCUCUGAUAGCAGAGGCGCUGGCGAGCAUCGGGGCGCACAUCGCGUCCGGGUACCGGCGGGUGGCCGGGAUCCAGCUCAGCAUCAACCACCACCGCAGCGCCCGCGUCGGCGACCGCGUCUUCGCCGAGGCCACCCCGCUCCACGCCGGCAAAACGAUUCAGGUGUGGGAGGUCCAUCUAUGGAAGAUGGAUCAGGCUGGCUCGGAAAAGGGGAUCCUAACAUCCUCAUCAAGGAUCACUCUUCUAGCAAACAUGCCUGUGCCAGACAAUGCAAAAGAUGCAGGAGAACCCUUGAAGAAGUAUGCCAGGCUAUAAGCUCCAGCUGCAUGUACAAGUUGUCACCAAUGGAUGCAAACCCUACUGCAACUGUAGUUUCAGUUUCAGUCUGCUAUUCAGGUGUCCUCACUCCAGGCUACUUCAUACAUGCAACCACAAAAAUGACAUCUAAGAUGUAUUAUGGACAUUAAUGAUAUCCCAAUGCUAAAUAAAUGACCUUAUUACUUGUUGUAUUUA
This is a messenger RNA of Musa acuminata AAA Group (dessert banana), 680 nucleotides long. Its product is annotated as 1,4-dihydroxy-2-naphthoyl-CoA thioesterase 1-like. Gene Ontology annotation, molecular function: 1,4-dihydroxy-2-naphthoyl-CoA thioesterase activity. The coding region runs from base 9 to 482 and encodes 157 amino acids. The transcript is spliced from 3 exons. The record is from RefSeq and is a predicted model, not a curated record. Gene Ontology annotation, biological process: phylloquinone biosynthetic process. NCBI's taxonomy places the organism in Eukaryota, Viridiplantae, Streptophyta, Magnoliopsida, Zingiberales, Musaceae. Gene Ontology annotation, cellular component: peroxisome.